Molecule: messenger RNA, 1158 nt
Organism: Melanaphis sacchari
Lineage: Eukaryota; Metazoa; Arthropoda; Insecta; Hemiptera; Aphididae
Product: alpha-tubulin N-acetyltransferase 1-like
Exons: 8
Coding region: 1-846 (281 amino acids)
Biological process (GO): alpha-tubulin acetylation
Cellular component (GO): microtubule
Molecular function (GO): tubulin N-acetyltransferase activity
Source: RefSeq, a predicted model, not a curated record
AUGGAGUUCGAAUUUAAUAUAAAAGAUGUGGCUACUGAAGAGGUGCUGAAGAUUGACAACACGCUGACACCUUUGGGACACGAACAAAAUGACGAGUUGAAAGACAAAAUUAAACUGAUCAUCGAUGAGAUGGGCAAAGCUUCAGCUGUCGCUCAAGAGUUGAAGUCGCCUGUCACCAGCGCCAACAAGCUGGCCAAUUCUGAUCACAUCCUCUACAUGAUGACUGAACACAAUAAACCAGAACAUUUCAGUGUUGUUGGGAUUUUAAAGAUGGGAUGGAAAAAAUUGUACCUUUAUAACAAAGCGGGUUCGCGGUCAGAAGCGAUGGUCUACUGUUUGUUAGAUUUCUACAUACAUGAGUCAAAACAGCGUAAAGGUUAUGGAAAACGUUUAUUACUAUGCAUGUUACAGGAUAUAAAUUUAGCAGCCAAACAUUUAGCUAUUGACAAGCCAACUAAGAAAUUAUUGCAGUUUAUGUGGAAGCAUUUCCAAUUAUCUAAAUUGGUAAACCAAGGAAAUAAUUUUGUAAUAUAUGAGGAAUUCUUUGAUGACACAUCCGAUGAAAAGAAUCAUGACGAUAGUGGAUAUAGAGCUGUAUCUUAUAAGCAACAGCCAAUGUUUGGACGACAUGGUGCUCAUAAGCAUCACGAUACGAUGGGCGAGAUAGUACAAGGUGAAGGUGAUGCUGCAUUUGUGAAGUUCAAGUACAAUCAUGACACUGAUUUUGUGGAUAAUCAGUUCAAAGAAGUGAAUCCACAUCCUGAAAAUGCUAAUGUAUUCAAAACUGACAGCGAUGGAAAUUCCGUAAAACGUGAUCUUAAAUUUCAUCAUAACUCUCUAUGGUAAUCAAAACUAACAAUGUAUCCUAACAUAAUUAUUGUACUCUGUUCCAAUUCACAUGCACAUGCAGAAAUACGAAUAUAUAGAUAUUUUUGUUUUAACAGCUUAACCUAAAGGCAACUUCCAAAUAUUAUACUCUCACAUACUAUACUUUAAUAAUAAUCAUUAAUAUUUUUUGUGAGAACUUAUUUUUAUUUUAUUUAUGUAAUAGUCUAUUUACUGCUAACUAUGAUGCUACUAACUAUUUUGAGUUCUACAUUCUAACAAGGCUGAUUAUAUUGUUUAAUUUUCUUCUUUUUUUUUUUUGUAUUGAGCUGU